Messenger RNA from Ectocarpus sp. CCAP 1310/34, 2107 nucleotides. Lineage: Eukaryota; Phaeophyceae; Ectocarpales; Ectocarpaceae. The record is from the annotation of a GenBank genome assembly.
CCCCCCACACCCAGCAGCAAAGAUGCCGGCCGCGUCACAGAGAUGUAUGCGGUUUACCGUCGGCGCCCUCGCCUGCAACGCCGCCUGCCUGGGCUUCGUCACAGGUCUCGCCAAGGCGCCAUCCCGCGGCAUCUCCACCAGGACGUCCCACAAGUCCUCCACCAUCACCAUGAGGGGUGGGCCCCUCCGAGGUCGCGAGGCUGCUGGUGAGGCUGGCGGGCAACGUCAAGGCCAAAAGGAGGCCUGGCAGACUCGCGGGCGACGGUUCCUGUCGGUGCUGCGCAGCGGUCAGCAGGACAGGGACGUGGGCGGGGAGGAUGUUGUUGACGGCUCGUCGGCAGAUAGCCCUCAGACCUCCGACGGGUUGUCGGUUGCAGUGAAGGUAGACGGAGGCGCACAGAAGGAGACCCCGGCAUCGGGUGCAGGGUUCUUGAAAGGUUUGAUUCCCAGCAAGUCGGAGAGGAAGAAGCUGCUGCCGUUGGCGGCGAUGUUCUUCUGCAUCUUGUUUAACUACACCAUCCUCAGAGACACCAAGGAUGUGCUGGUGGUGACCGCGCCCGGGUCCGGCGCCGAGAUCAUCCCUUUCCUCAAGACAUACGUCAACCUCCCGGCGGCGAUCGCGUUCACGGUGCUCUACUCCAAGCUGAACAACGUCAUGUCGCCUUCCAAGGUCUUCUACACGUGCAUCACCCCGUUCCUGGCCUUCUUCGCUUCCUUCGCCGCCUUCAUCUACCCGGCGAGAGACGCGCUCCACCCCCACGCCGCCGCGGACUACCUGUUGACGCAUCUGCCCAAGGCCUUCGGUCCGUUGAUCUCCAUCUUCCGAAACUGGACGUACGCGGUGUUCUACACCGCCGCCGAGCUGUGGGGCUCCGUGGUUGUGUCUGUCUUGUUCUGGGGCCUGGCCAAUCAGAUCACUACUACUAAGGAGGCUAAGAAGUACUACCCCCUCUUCGGCCUCGGCGCCAACGUGGCUCUCAUCUUCUCUGGCCAGUACGUGAGAUUCGUCUCGGCCUUCCGUGCGUCGCUGCCCGCACACGUCGACAAGUGGGGCGCGUCCCUCAAGCUCCUCAUGGGUGCCGUGUGCACGCUGGGCGUUGCGAUCAUCGGCAUCCACGCGCACGUGCAGAAGAACGUCAUGACGGACCCCGAGUGCGUCCCCGCCGAGGUCGGGAAGCCCAAGUCGAAGACGGCCACCUCGAUGGGCCUCCGUGAGUCAGCCAAGUACCUGGCCGCGUCCCCCUACAUCCGUAACCUGGCCAUCCUUGUGAUCGCCUACGGGAUGUCCAUCAACAUUGUGGAGGUAACGUGGAAGGGUAACCUUAAGCGGGCCUUCCCGGACCCCAACGCGUACUCGGCGUUCAUGGGCAACUUCAGCACGGCCACCGGCAGCGUGACGCUGCUGAUGAUGAUCAUGGGUAGGUUCAUCUUCCAGAAGUUCGGCUGGACCACGGCCGCGCUAGUCACGCCUACCGUGCUCGCCCUCACCGGGGCCUUCUUCUUCUCUCUGAUUCUGUUCGAGGGAACGUUCUCGCCGCUGCUGGCGUUCUUCGGCACGACGCCCCUCAUGGCCGCUGUGUUGAUCGGCGCAGCGCAGACCCGGCUGACGAGCAGUUUCUCUCCUCUGAAAACCGAACCCUAUAAACAGAACAUCUUGUCGAAGAGCAGCAAGUACUCGCUGUUCGACCCGUGCAAGGAAAUGGCGUACAUCAACCUCGACGCGGAGCAGAAGACUAAGGGCAAGGCCGCCGUGGACGUCAUCGGAAACCCCCUCGGGAAGUCGGGAGGGUCCUUCAUCCAGCAGGCGAGACAUCGACACCUUAAUCGUACAUCCAUUGACCAUGUCGUGUUGAUCGUGUCCCUGGGAUCGCUGUCCGCUUCCACCCCGUACUUGGCCGCUAUCCUUGUCGGCAUCAUCGGGGUGUGGUUUAUGAGCGCCAAGUCCCUGGGAGGGAUGAUCAAGAAGUUCGAGGACAAGGAAGACGCGGACGAAUUGGCAAAGGGGAAGAAGACCCCCAAGACUCCCAGCGUUGUUGCGGCGGCGUGACCGUAGCCUUGCAGCGGAAUCUCGCGAGACUUUCUUGACGUGUUUCCCGUUUACCUUGAU